CACACACACACACACACACACACACACACACACACACACACACACAUCCAUCCAUACACACGUACACACUCGGAAUUUCUGCUCAGCCAUGGCUCCCUGGUAGAUGCUAAAAGCGGCUGUUGUCAGAGCGAAUUAAAUCUGCACUAGGUUGCUGCUUUCCUCCUGACCUUGCCUGCCUCUGCUUGGGUUUUCAAUAUUUUAUUCAGGAUUCCUCCGCUGUCUCCCCAUGGCUACAUCAGAUGGACUAGACGGCUGUCUGCAACGAGGCAGAUCUCAAAGUGACCCGAACAUACUCACCGAACCGGGUAUCGAUUUGGCUCACGGCACAGAUCUGGUUGACCAGCAGAGGGUGCUGAGGACCGGCUGUCUGGUGUCUGGGGCACACAGUUCACCCAUCCGACGUAACAGCAAGCUGGCCACUCUGGGGCGCAUCUUCAAGCCCUGGAAAUGGAGAAAAAAGAAAAAUGAGAAGCUCAAGCAGAGUUCCACAGAUGUAGCAUUAUCCAGCAGUCUUCUAUGCCACGACCCAAACUCCCCCAUCCAAGGCUGCUGCUCGGACGGUUCGGUCCGGCUCGGAGGAUUUGGGGGAUCUUUGAACCACAACCUCACAGUCAGCAGUGUGGAGUAUCUCGGUCCUGAUGAGGAGCUGCCCCCGCCUGCUGACCCUCCCCAGGAUUGUGAUCAGGUCGAGGAGGACGCAUCAUUACCACAGGAGGAGGGAGACGAGGAGUUGCAUUUACCCGGGGGGCUGCAGGAUGUGGGAGAGCAGAUGGAGGAAAGACCAGAGGAAGAAAUCCCAACCUUAACUUCUCCACCACAAGUACCUCCAAAACUUUUGCCCCAGCUGAAUACAGUAGAUGACUCAGGCCCUGUGUCACUCCCUACGCAUCUGCCAAACUCCUACCUCCCUAAGGAGCCUCCACCCAGGGCCUCAGAAAGCAUGGCUUCAAUGACCCUGCCGCUACGAGGGCCCCUUGCCAACCCCUCAGGGUCCCCACAUAUAGGAAACGUGAUGCACCCUCCUAUGCCCCCUAGCUGCAUUAUGGAGGAGCUACAGAGAGCCUUUGCUUCCAAGAAUAGACAGGAGAGUGUACAUGACGGGUGUGAGCAGGGCUCACCUCCCAGGCUGUGGUGUUCUGAUGGUCGGCUCUCACGCUCCUGUAGCUCAGAGAACCAACACAAAUCAUCUUUGGUGGGGGUCUGUAUGGUAAGCGGAGGGUCCGACUGGCCCAAGAAGGAAGCUGAGGAGAAUAAGGAGAACAUGCGGCUGGACCAGUGCUUCUCCAACACCUCAGGCCUCCCCACAGACCUGGACGGCUGGAAUGAUUCUGUCAUCUCUGGCACACUUCCCCGCAGGCUAAGAAAGGAGCUGCUGACUGUCAAACUACGAAACAGACCCAGCAAGCAGGAGUUGGAGGACAGGAACAUCUUCCCAGCAAGGAGCGACCAGGAGCGCCAGGAAAUCCGCCAGCAGAUUGAAAUGAAACUUGCCAAGAGGCUGAGCCAGAGACCGAAUGUGGAGGAGCUGGAGAGCAGGAACAUCCUGAAACAGAGAAACGACCAGACAGAGCAAGAGGAGAGGAGGGAGAUCAAACAGCGGCUAAACAGAAAGCUUAACCAGCGGCCCACAGUAGAUGAACUCAGAGACAGAAAGAUUCUGAUCCGCUUCAGUGACUAUGUGGAGGUGGCCAAAGCUCAGGACUAUGACAGGAGAGCAGACAAGCCCUGGACUCGGCUCUCAGCAGCAGACAAGGCUGCCAUCCGAAAAGAGCUGAACGAGUUUAAAAGCACGGAGAUGGAAGUGCACGCCUCCAGCAAACACCUCACGAGGUUCCACCGGCCAUGAAAGUAGGGACUUUCUUCUGUGAAGAAAUGCUGAGCUUGGAAAAUUUACUGGAACAGCUCGAAGCUGCUCAGUCGGGACAGUUUAAAGAGCCUGGAGCCUCGUGGCCUUCAGCGUGUCUUUAACAUUCUUCCAGCACCCUCGACUAUCAUAGCAUCAGUAUGAGAGCACGGGUGUGGGAGAAGAUGAUUUGCGGCAGUGUGUCCUGGAGACUGCUGGACGUCGCCUUAUGGAAGCUGGCUGGUGGAAGAGUAACUAUGGAGGAGCCUCUGACUCUCAGGAUGAGAGUAGAGGAAGAAAAACAAUCUUGUCAUUCAGUCAGUGUUUCUUUUUGUACUAUUUCAUGGACUCCUUUGACAAGGCGGUGUGGAUCUGUGUAGUGGGAGGAAGUUGUGCAUGUGACCAGCUUCACCUUUUCUUAAAUGAAGAAUAAUGUGUCACUUGGACUAUGUAAAGACUGUGCAGUCUGGGGGAGAGGGUAUCGGGGUGAAUUUGAUAUAAACUGUACAUACAGUAUGUCAAUCUGAAUGAGACCAUCAGCGUCUUCACUGAAAAGAGAAAUACCUUUGCAAGCACUACUUGUCUUCAAAAUACAAG
Molecule: messenger RNA, 2440 nt
Organism: Labrus mixtus (cuckoo wrasse)
Lineage: Eukaryota; Metazoa; Chordata; Actinopteri; Labriformes; Labridae
Gene: phactr3a
Product: phosphatase and actin regulator 3a
Exons: 12
Coding region: 227-1846 (539 amino acids)
Biological process (GO): tRNA aminoacylation for protein translation; actin cytoskeleton organization
Molecular function (GO): actin binding; ATP binding; aminoacyl-tRNA ligase activity
Source: RefSeq, a predicted model, not a curated record